Cetraspora pellucida is the source of this 429-nucleotide messenger RNA. The record is from the annotation of a GenBank genome assembly. Lineage: Eukaryota; Fungi; Glomeromycota; Glomeromycetes; Diversisporales; Gigasporaceae.
AUGCCUACUUUGACUUUCCAAGAUCUAGAUCAUUUUGAUCUUGACUAUUUUCAUAACAAGUAUAAUGAUCAUUAUGGUACAAUGAUUAGAGAAGUGCAAUCUAUACAACUUAAAGUGAUGUUAUUUGCAUUUAAUUCAUCUGAAUAUAAUAUCGCUAAAUUUUUUCACUACUUUAAAACUCCUACUCAACCUACUAUUGUCUGUUGUUAUUGUCAAAAAUUCCAUAUUCUCUUUACCUCCAGUAACCUUAACAUCUCAUUCAGACAAGCAACUCCUUCUUCUUCUUCUCAAAAAUCCAUGUAUAUAGAUAUUGAUAUUACACCUAAACAAGUCAAACAACUUAAAGAAAUUAUUCCUCAAUCACCAAUUGCAAAAACAACUACUAUUUCCACAUUAUUAUUCCCUUUAAACUAUUCUAUAACUCAAUAA